AUGUCCUUUUAUGGUUUAUGUUUUAUUUCGUUUGGUGGCUCUCGUCCUUAUUGGUUUGUUUUGACCUCGGAAAGUAUUUCCUGGUAUAAGGAUGAAGAUGAAAAAGAAAAGAAAUUCAUGUUGCCAUUAGAUGGUUUAAAAUUAAGAGACAUUGAACAGGGUUUCAUGUCCAUGUCAAGACGUGUUACCUUUGCUUUAUUCAGUCCCGACGGGCGUAAUGUUUACAAGGAUUACAAACAACUUGAAUUGUCUUGUGAAACUGUUGAAGAUGUUGAAUCCUGGAAGGCUUCGUUCUUACGUGCUGGUGUCUAUCCCGAAAAACAAGAAACUCAGGAAAAUGGCGAUGAGGUAAUGUUUUUUGUUGUUUCUAUUGUUUUUUAUUCCUUUCUUAUUUAUAUUUAAGUAUUUUAUAUAAAUUAAAAAAAAGUCCCUUAAACUUUUAACACGUUAAUGAGCAAAAUUUUAAAUU
Lucilia cuprina (Australian sheep blowfly) is the source of this 469-nucleotide messenger RNA. Its product is annotated as dynamin-like. Lineage: Eukaryota; Metazoa; Arthropoda; Insecta; Diptera; Calliphoridae. The record is from RefSeq and is a predicted model, not a curated record. The transcript has 3 exons. The coding region runs from base 1 to 402 and encodes 133 amino acids.